This is a messenger RNA of Limanda limanda (common dab), 3226 nucleotides long. Its product is annotated as vasopressin V2 receptor-like. Gene Ontology annotation, molecular function: vasopressin receptor activity; peptide binding. Gene Ontology annotation, biological process: positive regulation of vasoconstriction; regulation of systemic arterial blood pressure by vasopressin; G protein-coupled receptor signaling pathway. Bases 129 to 1418 code for a protein of 429 amino acids. The record is from RefSeq and is a predicted model, not a curated record. Gene Ontology annotation, cellular component: membrane. NCBI's taxonomy places the organism in Eukaryota, Metazoa, Chordata, Actinopteri, Pleuronectiformes, Pleuronectidae. The transcript is spliced from 7 exons.
AGAUGGGGAGACAGGAGUCAGCAGCGAGAGUGGGCAUGAGGUCACACACAGAGCAAUAAUCCAGAGGACACACAGAGCAAUAAUCCAGAGGACACACAGAGCAACAAUCCAGAGGACACACAGCAUGGAUGCAGCCAGUGCGUGCAGACCAGGUUGUUGUGGCUCCUGCAGAUGCUUCACACGGAGGACCAGUCACUAUGUCAGUCUCCAUGGUAACAGACCCACACCCGUCCAUCGACUGGUCGUUGGUCUCUGCCUCGCCGGGCGCUAAUGUCACCGGGUGGGAGCGGGACGCCCUGCUGGCCAGAGCAGAGGUGGUGGUGCUGGCGGCCAUCUUGGUGAUGGCCUUGCUCAGCAACGGGCUGGUGCUGGUGGUGUUGCUACGGAAACAACGACACAACAACCCGCUGCACCAGUGCAUGCUCAACCUCUGUUUGUCUGACCUUGUGGUGGCACUGUUCCAGGUGUUGCCUCAGCUGGUCUGGGACGCCAUUGGCCGCUUCCCUGGCCCUGACUUCCUGUGUCGCCUGGUGAAGUACCUGCAGGUGCUUGGGAUGUUCGCCUCCUCCUACAUGAUAGUCGCCAUGACGAUGGACCGCCACUACGCUAUCUGCUGCCCCCUGCAGGCACACCGCAGUGGCGCCACCCGACGCUGGAACACCUUCAUCCUGCUGGCCUGGGGCCUGUCGCUGCUGCUCAGCCUGCCACAGGUUUUCAUCUUCUCCCGCUCAGAAGUGGCUCCAGGAGUGCACGAGUGUUGGGGCCACUUUGCUGAGUCGUGGGGUCUGAAAGCGUACGUGACCUGGAUGACUCUUGCUGUCUUCAUCCUCCCUGUCCUCAUCAUCACUGUCUGUCAGGUGCGAAUCUUCAAAGAAAUCCACAACAAUCUGUACCUGAAGUCGCCCGCCUUGCACCCUCCAUCCAGGGGGGGGGGCAGUAGCUGGGCGUCCAGUCUCUCGCUGUAUGUUUCUCCGCUCAUGUUCAACAAUAACUCAAAGCCCAGAUCCUCGGAUCAGCCCCUCCCCCUGGGUCCGCUCGGGUCCAACACAGAUCCUCUUCCUGCUGAGCUCCAGCCUCAAGCAGCAGCGCCCCCUGCAGGUGGAGGUGGAGAAGUGUCAGCAGCCAUGUCCAAGACAGUGAGGAUGACGCUGGUCAUCGUCGUGGUCUACUCGCUCUGCUGGGCGCCGUUCUUCAGCGUUCAGCUGUGGGCCGCCUGGGCCCCGGCCCCCCCGCAGAACGAUGCAGCGUUCACUUUGCUCAUGUUGUUGGCGAGUCUCAACUCGUGCACCAACCCGUGGAUCUACGCAGCGUUCUCCAGCAGCGUGUCUCUGGAGGUCCGGCAGCUGCUGUUCUGUCCCACUCAGCGUCGAGGCUCUUUACCCAAUGACUCCACCGCUACACACAACUCCAACAUCUGAGUCACACACUGCAACCAUCCUGUCAUAAAUACACAACAGAGUGUGUAGCACCUGGUGUACAAAAUACAACUCUGAGUUUGACAUUUUGUGAAACCUACUGUACCUGGUUUCUUGACACUCUCUGUCCGUGAAUACAAAAACAUUAGUUGUGUGAGAAUAUUUCAAGAUGGAGAGAAAAGAGGCUAUGCCUAUGACAGUUAGCUUAGCAUGAAGUUAGCAUAAGGAAAGGAAAAUAUUUGCCCGAUGUUGGCCUUAACGUAAAAAUCCAGCUCAUCUAACCCAUAUUUUAUCUUUAGUUUGUUUAAUGUAAAUACAUUUUAAUAAAUGAGAAUAGUGGUUACACAAAUAUUUUUAGGCUGUUGAGGGGAAACUUCGCCGCCUCGCGGUAGUAAGACGCUACGCAUCACAUGAAGGUCGUGGGUGGGAGGAGUCUUUCCCUGGAAGGAAAAGUAGUUCAGUCUAAUCAAGGUUGAUUUGUCAGGUGGUGUGAAGACAUCUAGUGAGAGACGUCAGUCAGACAGACAGAGAGUCCUGCUGCUUCCUGUGUUUCAGAUCGGGGGAAAGAGAGGAUUAGUUGGGUGUCAUCAGCGUAGCUGUGGUAGGAAAAGUCCUGUGAGUGAAUGACAGAGCCGAGAGAUUUGGUGGACAAAGAGAAGAGGACGGGACCCGGGACAGAACCUUGAGGGACGCCAGUAGUGAGAGGACAAGGUUCAGGCUCAGAUAAAUCAGGAUCUGGUGGUUCACUGUGUCAAAUGCAGCAGAGAGGUCUCGAAGGAUGAGGACAGAGGACAGAGGACAGAGGACAGAGGACAGAGGACAGAGGACAGAGGGGAGAGGAGAGAGGACAGAAGACAGAGGACAGAGGACAGAGAGCUCUAUCAGUGUGAAGCUGCUCAGAGACAAGGAGGACAGGCUCAGUGGAACCUGGUGAAGGUCAAGAAGAACAAUUUUACUACAGAACAAAACAAAUGUGAUGAGUUUUGCUUUAAAAAGUGUUUAUUCUCUCAUUCAUCAGCCGUCUUAUCACGUCACACAUACAAAGAUAAAAACAUCUAAUGCAAAUAAAAGAAAAAGUUAUUUUCCAAAAAGUUAACUCAUUGAUUUCUUCUUAUUUUAAAAAAAAUGUGCUGAGGCUAAGUACAGUACCAUUUCAAAAAGAAAACUGAAAAGAAAGACUACGUUCUUUUGUAAUGUUUUUGUUGUAGUCCUUCACUACUUUGUUCAGUCACACGUCUCAGAGGCAGAAUAAGUGAUUCAUUUAGUCCAUUUCGAAAUGGAGUAAACUAAAAUAUACCUGUCAUGUGAUACGUGUCAGCAUAUUUCAGUUUGUCUACAAAUAAUUUCUCUUUUCUUAUUUCUACUGAAACAUUGACGUGUCCAUCCUCUAUUUCAGAUAGUACUAAAGAGACGAGUGAAAACUUCAGGUAGAAACAGAAUGAAACAAAUCAAACGACGUGUGUUAACAUCCAAACAACAUUCAGGACGACUUACCUCCUGUAGUCAUUGGUUUUAAAAAGGAAUCAAUUUGGACACGUAUGCUUAGAACAGCUUUCAGAAUAAACAAAGGUAUUUUACAGUGUGAACGUACUGUACAAUCUUGUCUUGUAAAUCAAUGUCGUCAUUUUAAACUUUGACCGAAAAUCUUUCAGUGUGAAAAACCCUGCUCCAAUAAAAAAAACAUUCUCAUAAGAUCAUGAUUGUUUUCAGAUUAUAAACACCACUCAUAUUCUAUGUGUUUUCAAGCUUUUAGAAUGAGAAUAUUACAUAAACAGUAAAGUGGGUUGUCUGUGUUGAGUUGGAAAUUUGUU